Molecule: messenger RNA, 1236 nt
Organism: Leptinotarsa decemlineata (Colorado potato beetle)
Lineage: Eukaryota; Metazoa; Arthropoda; Insecta; Coleoptera; Chrysomelidae
Product: E3 ubiquitin-protein ligase mind bomb 1
Biological process (GO): protein ubiquitination; endocytosis; Notch signaling pathway
Cellular component (GO): cytoplasm
Molecular function (GO): zinc ion binding; protein binding; ubiquitin-protein transferase activity
Source: RefSeq, a predicted model, not a curated record
AGCGAAACAUCUAAUGGUUCCUUCAAACUGAAGAAGCUAAAGUAACCGCAGUCAGUCAAGAUUGGAGAGGGGUUUGUUUAUUGUUGAAGUUGGUGUAUUUUUCAAUUUUUUUCAUUGAAAAUGGAAAUAGCAAACGCUGUGGGCACAACCCCUGGGGUGACUCGAAAUCCAAGAAUGAUGGAAGGCGUCGGUGCCAGAGUUAUCAGAGGCCCUGAUUGGAAAUGGGGAAAACAGGACGGAGGAGAGGGUCACGUUGGUACUGUGAGAAAUUUCGAAUCUCCUGAUGAGGUUGUUGUAGUCUGGGACAACGGAACGGCUGCGAAUUAUAGGUGUUCGGGGCAAUACGAUUUGAGAAUCCUCGACAGCGCUCCUACGGGGGCGAAGCAUGAAGGAACGAUGUGCGACACUUGCAGGCAGCAGCCAAUAUUCGGUAUCCGUUGGAAAUGCGCCGAAUGUGGCAACUAUGAUCUAUGCUCCGUUUGCUACCACGGAGACAAACACCAGCUCCGCCAUCGCUUUUAUCGUAUAACAACCCCAGGUAGUGAACGUGUUUACCUGGAAACUCGUCGCAAAACGAAAAAGAUCGCGAUACGUGGAAUCUUUCCCGGGGCUCGUGUAGUGCGCGGAGUUGACUGGCAGUGGGAAGAUCAAGAUGGGGGUAACGGACGUCGGGGCAAAGUACAAGAGGUUCAAGAUUGGUCAGCAGCCAGUCCCAGAUCAGCUGCUUAUAUUGUUUGGGAUAAUGGCUCCAAAAACUUGUAUCGAGUUGGAUUUGAAGGAAUGGCUGAUUUGAAAGUAGUUAACGAUGCCAAGGGCCAGAAUGUUUAUCGAGAUCACUUACCUUGCUUGGGAGAACAGGGACCUGGCAGAUCUGCACCUCCAGGGUUGAAAAUUGGAGACCAGGUGAAUGUUGACUUGGAACUAGAAAUUGUUCAAUCCCUGCAGCACGGACAUGGAGGAUGGACAGAUGGAAUGUUUGAGUGCUUGAAUAGUGUUGGAACUGUGGUCGGAAUAGACGAAGAUCAUGAUAUCGUUGUUGCUUACAGCAGUGGGAACAGGUGGACCUUCAACCCUGCUGUGCUGACAAAAGUUGCUACACCAACCAACUCUGCUGGCUUCAAUGAAACUCCACAACAGCAAUUCGCAGUUGGUGACGUCGUACAGAUUUGUUCUGAUAUGGAGCGGGUGAAAAUGCUACAGAGAGGACACGGAGACUGGGCUGACGGAAUGAGUGCU